AUGUUGUUGCUAGGAUACAAAAGACUACAGCGGAGCUCCCAAUGUACUGAAAUGUUGAAAGAAGCUGAGUCAGUUCAGUUCAUGAAAAUCGUCAUAAGUCAGAGAAUAAGAAGUUAGUUGUGAUAAAAGAAUCGCACAAAGUUAACUCGAUGAAUUUACCGUCUCAUGAGUUAACUAACAGGCAGAACUAUCCAACAAAAUGCUUCCCGGCCCGGACAUUACAGCAUCGAGGAAAAGAAGGUGGGUAAAGUUUAAGCGAGCAUUUUAGUAGAAGAAAUAGUGAUGAUGCACUUUGACCAUAGUCCUAGUUUUAAUUUUUGGGUAACCCCCUUAGUGAAACAAGGUCCAAUUGGAAAGCUAGGGAGGUUGUAAUACUUUUUGCAUGUAACUCACUGAAUUUUUGAGCCACUGUCUAAAAUUUUUUAUACAAAAUACCCAAAUUUUUGCUGCAAAAGGAGCAUAUUUAAUACAACGAUAAUAUUAUAAACCUUAUGAGUUGAUAUCAAAAACUGGGUGCUCCUUUCUUACAUAAUACUCAUAUACAGUCUAUGAUAAUACUCUACUAGUGAUGUAGGUUAUUGCACAUGUUGAGGUUUGUCGUCAGUCUUUCUUUUACACUGUAAGCAUUGUGAAAUAUUAUUUAAAUCAAUUAAUCAGUCAUAUGAUUUUACUGGCAAUAGUAAAAGUACAAAAAAAUAGUCUUGAUAAAAAUAUGACUUUUGUAUCUAAACAUGAGGGUUCUUUUCUGUAGAAACAACAGAAACUACUGCUUACAGCCUAAAAAGUCACAAUGUGGAAUCAGGGAGAGAGGAGGUAAACACUAAAUGUGUUUCUGGUUUCUUUUGUUACUUCUUAUUGCUGGAAAUAGAGGUAUUACAGCUCUCCUUAAUGUUACAUCCACCCCUGGUCUCCUCUAAACUUAUCCGAUUAUAAACUGUGUGUAAUUUUAAUUGGGAUAAUGAUAUCUCUUGUUAAAGUAGCACACUAUCUAUAAGUUUUCUUUUACAAUACACUCAUUGUUGAUCAACCCCAAGUACCAGCAUUGUCUUGAGUAAGAUUUUUUUCAUUUGAAGUUAAUUUAAAAAUUUUGAGUUAUUGUUUUCCUGACCAAAACAAUAAACCUUAAAAAAAACUGUCAGAUAAUGAAGUAUUGAAAUAACUGCUAGUUUCAGCUCUAUUAUCAUUGUAAAGCAGUGUUUUUCAAUGCUAUCUUCCAUAAUUUAAUGUUCCAUGCAGGUCCAGGGCAUUGGCUUGUGGCUUACAGACAGACAGAGGAGCGGAGAUACAGAAGCCUUCACAGGAGAGUCAAAGAAACCUUAAGAAAGAGUGACAAGAAGGGUCAUGGUAACACAUUAGAUGCACCCUUCUUGGUAAGGCCAUUUGAUGUAUUUGGUGUCUUUUUAAACACCACCUUUUGUUAUUAUUAUUAUUAUUAUUAUUAUUUUAUUUUAUUUAUUUAUUUAUUUAUUUAUUUAUUUUUUUACAGCUCCGGUCACAUUGUGUUGAUAAACCGUCUGAGCUCUACUCUGUGGACGUCAGUGAGCAGAACCUCAAUUCCGUAAGCAUUUUUUUCAUGUUGUUGGCACUUUUUUUUGUCAAGGUUAUUUUGGUUGUAAAUACUGUUCACUUUGUCUUUACUGUGAACAGGUCAAACCAGAGGAGCUAAAGGAGUUCAUCAAUGUAGCUUACAUUGAUGCAUCUAUCAACUCUCUCUCUUUAGGUAAUUGUUGAUCAUAUAUCAUUCUUAAUCAUUUAAUAAGGUUUCUAGUGUCCUGUAUAAGGUUUUGUAAUUUGGGAUCUUUUUUCCAACAGAUUCUUUCAGGAGUUUUGUGUCUUUGAGAAAACUUAGUCUGGCAGUAAAUGGACUGUGCAACUUGACAUUUGAUGCAGAUGAUUUCCCUCAGCUUGAGGUAAGAUGGCUGACUUUGAUGCAUCAAUGAGAUACGCUGUGUUUACUAAUGUUAACAUAAUUUUAUGUCUGUCCUGUCAUUAAGUGUAAGGAGUAACAUGUAACACAUUUGUUCGAUAACAAGAAUCUCAAAGCCUUUCCAUCUUAAAUACUCCGAUCUUCAUGUCAUCACCACUUAAUUUUUUUGGCUUAAAGAAUAAAUGUAAUGAUUAUAAUAAUGAUAAUAAAACCUUUUAUUUUACACAAGAGCAUAAAAUCAAGUGAAAAACAACAGCAGAGGGGAUCAGCACAUGUCAACCACAUGUGCAGCUCUUCAGUAUUUGAGAAGCUUUGAUACCAUUAACCACAAACAAAGCAAACACGUGCUGUUGGUUUCAGUAAUGUGUCUCUCAUUAUGUCUGCAGCCUUUAUGGACUUGUUUGAUGUUUGAACAAAGCUGGAUUGUAUCAUUUAUCUUAAUAAAUCUUUUGAAUCCCCUCAGGUUUUGGAUCUUUCCUACAACAAUUUGUCGGCUGAUGUUUUUGUUUCAGUCGGCUUGCUUCCCUCUUUAAAAGUUCUUCAUCUGACUGGGAAUCAGCUUCAUCGGCUCCCUACUAAUCCAGGUUUUUCACACCUCAACACCACCCAAUUGUUAGUAAUUUAUUGACCAUAAUGCAGCAGUGUCAUUGUGAGUGGGUGCAGUUUGUUAUCUUAGUGGAAGUCUUCUUAUAGGGAAAAAGGGAAACUAGAUCAGACGAGUUUCCAUGCAGACUUAUAUAACCCCAUUAAAGCUAGAAAAUAUGCUCUUUUGUCUUUCUUUUAGUCCUGGGAAAACAGUGAACAUGGCAUUACUUCAUAUAUUCCAGCACCACACACUUCAGUUUUGUCAGGCUCAGCUUUGUGUAACAGCUGUUUUGCCAGUGAGACAGAGGAGGACUUUCACUUGACAGCCAUUACAAAAAAAAAAGAAAAAAAGUUAAUUAUGAGUCACAGAGAGGCAGCUAGUCUACGUAAUUACAUGGUUUCUAGUGCCAAAUGCAGAAUAAUUCCACUAACUACAGUCUGAUUUGUACCUCUGUCUGCUGCUGACAGUUAUUUUUGCAAAUAUAUAACUUGAGCUAUGAUCAUUUAUGUAGAACUUUAUGGCUACUUUUCAAAGAAAUGAAAGAAAUUCAAGUUUGUGUUAAAAGUUCUUCAACCUUUAGCCAUUCAGUGUAUUUGCCAUAUAUCAGAUGCUAUCCAAACAUGUAUUGAUCAGACUUGUCGGCAUACUUCAUGAAAAAACCGGUAGAUUUUCACAAUUUAACAAAUAAGAUAGUAACAGAAGAAGACAGUUUUCAAAUUGUCCAGGAGGUGGUGCACAAAUGUUUCAAUGCAAAGACACUCAGUUCACAGGUACAGAAAGCAUAUCAUUUUGUGCAUGCAUGUUGUGUGUAACUGUUUCUUUAUGCUUUAAGUGCAUCAUUAGUGUUGACCAGUGUGGACUUAAUUUCUGCUAGUCAAUGUAAUGUGCUGAGUUUUUCACAGACCUGCUCCAGAGGAAGACACAUGGUUUAGAGCUCUUGAAGUCCUGAUACUGGAUGAUAAUAAACUGUCCUCUGCAGUCUUCAGUAGUCUGAAAAACCUCAGGAGGUAAGUUUAAAGUGAUGUGAGCAAUUAAAGUGUCACUCAAGACAAAGAGAAAAAAAUUAAAACAUUCAUUCAAGUUUGUUUUGAUGUUGAAACACAGGCUGAGGUCUUUAAACCUGCAGAGAAACCGGAUCACUGAGGUACCAUAUCUGCAGCUGCCUGGCUCUUUAAAACCUUUGAUUGGAAAAGAAUCUGACGAAGAGAUUUUUUGUAAGUUCUGACAAAAUAAUGAUUUAAUUAUAGACUUGCAUUCUAGCAUCUUUGGAAAAUUAAUUAUUAAAUCAUUUUGAACCCAUGGAUGCAGCCCUCACUGAAUCGAACCCAAACAUUGAUGAACAUAUCAGGAAAAUCUCAGAGGUAAUUCAUCUUUUCAUUUGGUGUUAGAGCUGUCGCAACACUUUGCUUCAAUGAUUCUCCAUUUUUAUAAUAUCUGUGUCAGUCACCUCAGGCUGUACACCAGGAGGAGCUCUGUGGAGAAUCCAGUUUGCCUCUACCAGCACUUCAGUACUUGAAUUUGGCUGACAACAAUGUGAGUACAUUGUGUGUAAUGACGACGCACCCACCCCCAUUUUUUGAAAAACAAGCUCAUCUGUCUCAUCAGUAUUUCCUCAUCAGAUUGCUGAGGAAGACGCGCUAAUGGCUGCCGCCCUUUUCCCAUCACUCAGAGUAAUUAAUAUUUGCUCCAACCCGCUGACGACACGGAGAAGUAGUAACGCUCCUGUACUCUCUAAUCAGAAGACUUUUAAAAAGAUGAAGUCAGAGUUUCAAAUUCUUAAAUCACUGUCAUGUCUUUGUCUGAACACAGGAGAGCUUCCAUUACUCACCUACUACCUUAUAGAGAGACUGGGGAUUACAAUAAAGAGGAAGGAGUACCAAGAGGCUGUGAUGAUGCCAAUGAAGAUGUCCACUGACCUGAAAUGGAAGGUGAGUUUUUUUUUUCUUGAUGACCUUCAGGAUUAAACCACUUAACCCAAAUUAUUUCAAUAUCUUUGAACUGCAGGUAGAAGAAAAGAGCUCAAAGGUGACAAAGAAGUCAAAGCAGAGAGAUGAACCUUAUUCUGCUCAAACUCAGGCUGGAAAAAAAGAGAGAACUGAUGAGAAAACGCCAGAACUUUCCCAAGAAAUCCCAAAUGGCUUCUUUGUCACUCAGGUAUUUUAUGACAUUUGAGUUUAUUGAUGUUUUCUUUUUUAAAUGCAUGUCUUUACAUUUCUAAUAAUAUCUCCAUGUUUAGACAACAGAUUUUCCACGAUUGGAGUUUUUUGAUGGGAAAGAAACAGCAGAGAAAAGAAAGAUGGUGGACAUUCCUGAAGAAUACGUGUUGAUGAAUGCUAAAGCAAACACUGGUGUGGAGGCCAUUGGUGAGGACUUUAAGUUUCACCUGCAGUUGCUUAUUUUUUGCACAUUUGCCCUCAUCUCUUGAAUAAGAGCUCAUCUUUGAAAUCAGUUGAUUGUAACAGGAAUAUUGAAGUUCAAUUUCUCUUUCUACAGGAAUUCAAACUGCUGUUCGGAUGCUGGAUUAUACACCAAAGAAUCUCAAUGUUUACAGAGACUCCAAACCAAAGCUUGAUAGUUUCCAGACACCGUACAGAGAAAGAGAGAAAAGGGUUUGUAAAUUACUACAAAAGUUUACUCUGUAGUUAUUAAUGCUUGAAAUGUAUAAUCAGCCUCCAAAGGAAGUAUCUUUGUGUAUGACUUAAAACAACUUUUUGUGCACAGAUUAAAAAACUUCCACCUGUGAAACUAACAAAGCGGCCGACUGAAAAGCUGGAUGAACUGAUCAAGGCAAUCAAAGAGAGUUCAUCCAUAAGACAAGUCCCACUAAGUAUGAACCUUUAUGACUUAAUAAAUAUCAGCUAUUGUUACCUUUCUUGAUAAUGACACUUUUUUUUGUUCAGGCAGUGCUAUUAAUAGCCCAAGUCUCACCAAGCAGGAUCACAAGGAGAUUCAGUCUCUGCUGAGGGAUAUGAAGACUAAGUACAAGAUGGUCCAUAAGAAAGCCAUGGAUCAAAUUGCCAGCAUUCAGGCUGAGAGAGACACUGAUCAAAACAGAGCUGAAUUUCCACCUCUGAACUCAAAUUCAAUCCCAAGUGCUUGAUUUGCCUGUCAUUGUUCAUCUGUGCCUGGAUAGCAUUGACUAAUAAUUGGUGUGAGUUUAAUUAAUAACAUGAAAAGUAUGUCGAAACUUAAAGAAGUGGUUGUUGAACUUUUUUUUCUUCUUAUGCACUAAAGACUGGUUCCUCAAAACCAACAAAGAACAACAAGGGUCAAAACAUUACUUUUCAAUAUGGGUCAUAUACUUGGGCUUGUGUCUUGAUGUUAAGAGUUAAAUUAUCUAAAAAAUAUAUACAUAUAUAUCAAGAUGAUUUAUAAAAAGAAAAGUUGUUUAAAGACGUUGUUGUAAAUUCUCACUAAAGGAAUUCCUCAAAGUAAAGAGAUUAUUAUUCUGUGUCUGCUCAAAAACCCUAAAAGUUGCAUGUGCCUCAGGUGUGGUGAAAAAUUUGACUUUUUAUGGGUCUUCAAGCACGGGCAUGGGCAUCUCUUCCAAAGUCAGAGGCCAAGUUUGGCCAUCCCCGUUUUUGACAUCUAAAUAUGCCCUUGAAUCCAGUCUUAAGCAUGCAGCCGGUCCUUAUGACAAACACUGUCUGUUUCUUUAAUACAUGUGAAGUGUAAUCAAUCGUUCCCAUAUAGGGGGAACUACAGAGUUAUUUAAAGGAAAGUACAAGCAUCUGUGUGUUAUUGGACGAGUUGGCAUCUGCUAGGAUGUGUUACUGUCUGUUCCCAGGAGUCAGUCUGAUUAAUUCUGUUACAGAUACAGUGAUCGUGAUUGAUGAUGGAGCAGCUGCAAUAAGGCCUAGCAUCCUGCUCUGUUUGUGAGAGUGUGUGUCUCUUCAGCUGCUGCUAUAAAACAGAUACUUGGGAUUUGUGGGUUUGAACUGUUUGUGUACAUUUUGGUCAUGCCGGUCCAAUCUGCGCACAUGGGAAAAUACUUGAUGACCUUACUGGUUGUUUUAGUGAAAUGUUUUAUCAGACUGAGGAAAAAUUGUGUGUUUUUCCCCCCUAUCCUUCUUGAAUGUCUUAUGGCAAAUCCGCUUUACUGGUGACUACUGAUUAAUUUAUUCAAGUUUUUUGAUAAAGGAAAAUGAUCAAGAACAGGACACAAUCUAUAAGUUAACUAAAGCUAACUAAAAACAUAAAAGUUUUAUCCUUAUCUUGUUUGGAUGUUUCACCUAACCCUGACUGUAAUCCAGGAUCAAGUCCACAGAGUCUCCAUAGGUUGAUACGUCACACUGAAUUUCGCUACAAGCUUAUAUUGGAAGCUUUUGUACUUCUGCUCAUGUUCUGUUUGUGUUGUUCAUUCCCUUUUUGAUUUCACGCUUUUCUCCUUCAUAUGAUUUCAAUUAUUUUUUCUUUCCAGCAGCUCGUAGAUGUGGAAUGCACUCUGAGCCCACCUGGAAUACAUCAAUAGACACUGUGGAGAUAGUUCAUGAGAUUCAUACCAGAGUGUUUCCUUGCUUCUGUAUAAAUUGAAUGGUUAAUAUUGAAUGGACUGCCAGCAGUGUACAUUAUGCAUCAAACACAAGAUUCAUUAUGGCUAGUGUGCUUUCAUUUUGUGAUGUUUGCUCCAAAUUGUCAUUUUAUUGAAUUUAAGGAUAUUAUUUUAGCUGUUAUGUUCGGGAAAGGGGGUGCUUAGCUUUACCUGUUAAGCAAAGUGGAAGAGAUUCUAAUUUGCAUAAGCACCUGUUCACUAUAUGACCCCUCAAAAGCAUGGUCCGGUCAUGGUCAGUUUUGACAGCCACAUUAAGACGAUGCUUUGGUGAAUUUAUUUGGUCAGGUUUAUCUCCUUUUCUUUGCACUGUGUUGAUUUAAAAGUUUUGUUCAGACCCUGCUGGUAUGAUACUAAUUUCACAUGAGUUGGUCGCUGCAAGGAUUUGAACCCAGGACCUUCAAAUUCGUUUGACAUCAGUGGUUCAAGUGACACUAAGCUGCCAGUUAGAAAGAUUUGUUUGUCCUGACUAAUCUUUCUGGAAGAUUGUGGUUAUUCAAAUGCUUGAUUUGUACCCUAGAACCCAGGACAUUCAAUCUUCAAUCGAUUAUCCCCAGAGUAAUUUACUGCUAUGCGGGGCUCACUUGUUCAUGUUUAUUUAAUUUCUAGUACAUUACAGUCGACUGAUUGCUUUCAUUCUGCUUUCUGUCUUUUCUCUUCAGUUUAAUUUAUU
Messenger RNA from Xyrichtys novacula (pearly razorfish), 7735 nucleotides. Lineage: Eukaryota; Metazoa; Chordata; Actinopteri; Labriformes; Labridae. The record is from the annotation of a GenBank genome assembly.